CGUUUAGUCUCGUCUUCAAGCGAUGCCGAGAUAAUGAGUGAUUCGGGCUUUGAUUCCGGUUUCCAAGAGUUUGUGGCAAACAUUGAUCCGAAAGAAAGCGAUUCGACGAAUGAUAACACAAACGAUAGUCAGAAAUACGGGACGAGUGGUGAAGAGGUCGGACUCGCAGUGACGGCACACAGCGAUAUGAUAGGCCUGGAGGGGUUGGUGGCCGCCUGUGCGAGCGGUGCCACGCAUUUAGCGGUUCCCAAAGGGUCUGAGUUCGAGGACGUUGACGACGCGGCCAGCGAUGUGAGCGAUCUGUCGUGUAUGAGCUGUCUGUCGGACAUGAGUGGCCAGCAAUGGAAGCCCAUCUCAGGACCCGUGGCGUGGAUUCACAAACAGAUGUGCAGCGGAACCGAUCCGAGGACUAUACUGACCGAAAUGGUUGCCGACAAUACACUUAUUCCCAACAAUUUAGACAAUUUGACGCUUUGGAGGAUUAUUGUGAAUAUGUUGUCCGAACCGCCGCCGCGACGCAAACUGUCCGCAGUUAACACUUUGGAUGAUUGCAUUCAACUCAUCAAAAAAAGCAAUCGCAUACUAGUGCUGACCGGCGCCGGGGUGUCCGUCUCGUGCGGAAUACCCGACUUUAGGUCUCGGGACGGCAUUUACGCGCGUUUAAGCAAAGAUUUUCCCGAUUUACCCGACCCUCAGGCCAUGUUUGACAUUCAUUACUUCCGCAAAGAUCCGCGACCUUUCUUUAAGUUUGCAAAAUGUCCGCAAUGUCCCGACGAUCCCGAGAAUAUGGCUGUCAUUAAACCGGAUAUCGUGUUCUUCGGCGAGGGUUUAUCGGAUGAGUUCCACUCAGCGAUGUCUCGGGACAAAGACGAGUGCGAUUUGAUGAUAGUUAUGGGCUCAUCACUCAAAGUACGUCCGGUGGCACUCAUACCCAGUUCUAUACCCGAAACGGUUCCGCAAAUCCUAAUAAAUAGAGAGCCUUUGAAUCAUUUGACUUUUGACGUGGAGUUGUUGGGCGAUUGCGAUGUUAUUGUAAAGCAAUUGUGUGACAGGUAUUACACCGUUUGUGUUACUCUUUGCCAGAAUUGGGUAUUGGGCGCCGAAUGGGUCGACUACUGUCAAGGGUUUGGCUCAGCGGACAAAUCGAUUGAAUCAAAAAAAUCAGAUGACUUUAGUAUUGAAGUGAACAAUAAUACGAGUCAACAAAUAAGCUCUUCUUUGCCUUUUGCUUUCAAUACUACUGUCAAUGAGUUGAGAGUUACAGAUCAUAACACAUGCCAUCAAAACGAUAAUAAAUACAAACCCAGCGAUGACUUAAACCCGGAUUCCACUCAAUCAGAGACACCCAAACCCAGUGACGAUAGAUUUGUUUCCCAUUUGACCGACGACAAAUACAUACAUUUCCCUCCGAGUCGUUAUAUAUUCAAAGGCGCGGAAGUGUUUGACAGCGACUUAAGUACUCAUAAGACUGCCGGAGACGUGAGCGAAGACGACAGCUCUUCUACGAGCAGUUCUCUGUCGACGAACGCGUGUUCGUCGUCCUCGCCGUCGUCUUCAUCGUCAUCAUCGCUGUCCACAUCCGACUCACUCUUAUCUCCGGUUAACUCCAAUAGUAAUAACUUUACCGAUGCGUCGGAAACGACGAAAAAUUGUUAUUCAUAUUCUCCGACAUUAUCUCCAAAAUUUUCAAUACCUUCUGAACACGAAAUUUCUAAAACAUAAUGUUUUGGUAAUUAGUAUUUUUCGACAUUUUUAGUAUAACUUUUUAUUUGCUAUUUAUUAUGUUU
Messenger RNA from Medioppia subpectinata, 1787 nucleotides. The record is from the annotation of a GenBank genome assembly. NCBI's taxonomy places the organism in Eukaryota, Metazoa, Arthropoda, Arachnida, Sarcoptiformes, Oppiidae.